Messenger RNA from Alosa sapidissima (American shad), 1879 nucleotides. It is a transcript of the gene dmrt1, whose product is annotated as doublesex and mab-3 related transcription factor 1. NCBI's taxonomy places the organism in Eukaryota, Metazoa, Chordata, Actinopteri, Clupeiformes, Clupeidae. Gene Ontology annotation, biological process: sex differentiation; regulation of transcription by RNA polymerase II. Gene Ontology annotation, cellular component: nucleus. Gene Ontology annotation, molecular function: RNA polymerase II cis-regulatory region sequence-specific DNA binding; DNA-binding transcription factor activity, RNA polymerase II-specific. Bases 169 to 1038 code for a protein of 289 amino acids. The record is from RefSeq and is a predicted model, not a curated record. The transcript has 5 exons.
UGAUGGCACUGCUGCAACCUUGUAGCUUUUUUAUCCUGCAACUUCUCUCAGCUUUAUAAGCCCCAUCUUAUCUCAGGCUUUUUACAAGAGCACUUUUGUCAAUUCGUCGUCUUUGCUGAUCAGCUUUUCGUUCUGGUUUAUUCCUUUUUACAGUAGUUAUUUUCAACUAUGAGCGAGGAGGAGCAGGCAAAGCAUCUGAUGGAAAAUGUCGGAUCAGUCUCCCCGUCAACGUCAAAACGACCACCGAGGAUGCCAAAAUGCUCUCGCUGCAGAAACCAUGGCUAUGUGUCGCCAUUGAAGGGCCACAAACGAUUCUGUAACUGGAGAGAUUGCCAGUGUCAAAAAUGUAAACUGAUUGCGGAGAGACAGCGGGUUAUGGCGGCUCAGGUGGCUCUGCGUCGUCAGCAGGCACAAGAGGAAGAGAUGGGCAUUUGCAACCCAGUCAACCUAUCAAAUGCCGAUAUAGUGGUCAAAAACGAACCGUCUGGAGACCUGCUUUUCGCGGUUGGGGCCAGGUCACCCUCAUCGGCAACUACGAGUGCAGCCUCCUCUCCCUCUGCCGCUGGGGGUCGCACUGGCCUGCCGUCCAGCCCCACAGCCGCCAGCAGAGGGCACUCUGAGGGCGCCUCUGACCUGGUGGUGGACGCCUCCUACUACAACUUCUACCAGCCCUCCCGCUACCCAGCAUACUACAGCAACCUGUACAAUUACCAGCAGUACCAGAUGCCCAAUGGCGAUGGCCGUUUGGCUGGACACAACAUGUCUCCCCAGUACCGCAUGCACUCAUACUACUCCGCCGCCUCCUACCUGAGCCAGGGCCUGGGCACCGCUGCCUGCGUGCCCCCCAUCUUCACCCUGGAGGACAACAGCAUCUGCCCUGAACCCAAGGCAGCCGUCUUCUCCCCUGGCCAGGACUCCGGCAUGGCCUGCUUGUCCAUCAACUCCAUGGUGCACCAGGAGAACAAGCCCGAGUGCGAGCCCAACUCUGAGUCCGGUGCUUUCACCGUGGACUCCAUCAUCGACGGCACCGCCAAGUAGAAGCCUGCCAAACGAGACGCAGACGCAGAAGUCAUUCAAGCCCAGAUGUCUGACAUCCCAGUGGUGCAGGGCUACAGCUCCACAUGGAUUUUUUUUUAAAUGUGCAGGUUAUGUUUUAAACAGACAAGUUCUUUUCUUUAUGGUUUGUUGCCUUACAGAGACAAUUUUUAUGUCUGUUUUACUGUUUUUCCAUCUAUACAUCCAAAAGUAGAUCAAAGAAAAACUUAAUUGAAUUGUCAUGGUAUGACACAGCAUUACUCUGCUGAGUGAUCGGGGACAGAAGUUUAUAUAUCUGCUCUUCUACAACGGCAAUUCAUAUUUUCUGAGAGAAGAAAACAAAAAUAGAUUUAUUUUUCCCUCAGCAACCCUUCUCUCUCUCUCCCUCUCUCCCUCUUUCUCUGUCUUUCUUUCCCCUCAAACUCUCAAAACACAUACUUUCUGCCGAAUGAUGGCAUUGUAAAGAUUAGCUUUUUUCAUUUCAGUUAUUGCAUUCUUGGUGUGUGUUUAAAAAAAAAAAAAAACACCAUUACAGUUUGUCAGAGAGACCGAUGACAUGUCAAUAUUCCGACAUUGUGUUUAUACCAAAAUGGCAGCGUAGGUUAGUCUCCAAGGAGGCUUGAGAAAAUGAGACAUUGAGACAUGAAUUAUGCCUCUCUCUCUACUCGAUCUCUGCCCAACGAGUGCAGCUCUUAUUUAUGGCGAGCGGCGGACAGCAUCAUUUUCACCUGGAUGAUAUGCAGCGGCAUCUGCCUCCGAGGAGCCUUGAGCUUCCUCGCGCGCACACACACACACACACACACACACACACACACACACACACACACUUGCUCAAGUUACUGUG